This is a messenger RNA of Zychaea mexicana, 534 nucleotides long. RefSeq lists its product as uncharacterized. The transcript has a single exon. The record is from RefSeq and is a predicted model, not a curated record. NCBI's taxonomy places the organism in Eukaryota, Fungi, Mucoromycota, Mucoromycetes, Mucorales, Lichtheimiaceae. The coding region runs from base 1 to 534 and encodes 177 amino acids.
AUGUAUCCCAAAGCGGCAGGUUUUGUUGCGUGGUGGAAUCGUAAAGAAGUUCGUGGCACCGUUUUCCCUGCGGUGUCUACCUUGCAUGAAGGCCUACGUGAUUACUACGGACAUACUACCUAUGCCGUCGAAUCGUUCCAUAACUCAUUGUAUCACCUAAUCAAGAAGCGGCAAAGCAUUGUUGACAACUUUCGCUGCGUGCUAAAGUACGUCGAUAACGAUGAAAAAGCAAUCGGUCAUUUCUUACGAGGCGUCACAUCCUACUACGGCCUAAACAUGUCACGCGGAAGAGAAAAAGUAUCGACGAAAAAACGUGUUCGCAGUAAGCGAAAGACGGUUGACAGGUACGAAAACGACGGUCGUGCUCCCGACACCGCUCAGAUGUUGAAAAAGGCAAACCGGAAGAACUGGAAGUGUACUGCUGAAGUCAGCGAUUGUGGUACCGGAGGAGACAAUAGCAGCAGCAGUGAAGACGGUGAUAAAUGGCCUAUAUAUGACAAAAUUGCGCCACGUGAUAUACAAGAUAGCGACUAG